Molecule: messenger RNA, 859 nt
Organism: Mercurialis annua (annual mercury)
Lineage: Eukaryota; Viridiplantae; Streptophyta; Magnoliopsida; Malpighiales; Euphorbiaceae
Product: peroxiredoxin-2E, chloroplastic
Exons: 1
Coding region: 78-761 (227 amino acids)
Biological process (GO): cellular response to oxidative stress; cell redox homeostasis; hydrogen peroxide catabolic process
Cellular component (GO): cytoplasm
Molecular function (GO): thioredoxin peroxidase activity
Source: RefSeq, a predicted model, not a curated record
ACUCCGUCAUCUACUCUUCGCAUCCUAAAAAACUCCCCACACAGCUGCACAUUUUCUCACCAUACCACUCAAAACAAAUGGCCGCCACUCUCUCCAUCUCCCGCCUCCUCUUCUCUCCGACCACCGUCGGAGCAGCAACCGCCACCGCCACAUCAACCACCGCCAAAUCCCUUUCCUCAAAGCUCUCGUUCACUCCUCUCCCACUCAAAACCCAAUCCAAAUUCCCAAAAUUCAAAACCCUAACCACCAAAUCAACCGCCCCCAUCACCGCCGCACUAUCCCUCGGGGACAAGCUCCCAGACUCCACCCUCUCCUUCUUCGACGCCGACGGAGAGCUCCAAACCACCACAAUCUCCUCCUUAACCUCCGGCAAAAAGUCAAUCCUGUUUGCCGUGCCGGGAGCAUUCACCCCCACAUGUUCCCAGAAACACCUCCCGGGUUUCGUGGAGAAAUCCGCGGAGCUGAAAUCGAAAGGAAUCGACGUAAUCGCGUGCAUUUCGGUAAACGAUGCAUUCGUAAUGAAAGCGUGGAAGGAGAAUCUGGGGAUUAAGGAUGAGGUGUUGCUGUUGAGCGAUGGAAAUGGGGAAUUGACUAAGAAAUUAGGGUUUGAAUUGGAUUUGAGUGAUAAGCCUAUUGGGUUGGGGGUUAGGUCAAGGAGGUAUGCUAUUUUGGCUGAAGAUGGGGUGGUUAAAGUUCUUAAUGUGGAAGAAGGUGGUGCUUUUACUUUCAGUGGUGCUGAUGAUAUGCUUAAGUUGCUCUAGAUUUUAGAGUUUUGGUAGCUGUUUUUUUGUUUGUUUGGUUGUUGUUUUUGAUGAAGAUGCUUAAUAAUAUGAUGAAACCUUGAGUUGGGUUUGGUUCA